This is a messenger RNA of Fonsecaea erecta, 858 nucleotides long. RefSeq lists its product as hypothetical. The record is from RefSeq and is a predicted model, not a curated record. The transcript has a single exon. Lineage: Eukaryota; Fungi; Ascomycota; Eurotiomycetes; Chaetothyriales; Herpotrichiellaceae. Bases 1 to 858 code for a protein of 285 amino acids.
AUGAAGUUCCUCCAGAUAACCCUGCUCCUUUGUAUCUCCUCCUUGGUCGCCGCCGUUCCGCCCUUGUCUCCGGCCACGGAUCUCUCAGUCCGCGACGCCUCCCCCCUGGACUCCUUCGGCCAUCUCGAGAAGCGCAAAGGUGGCGGCGGUGGUAAAGGAGGCGGUGGGGGCGGCAGCUCCUCUGGCGGAUCCAGCGGCGGACGCAGCGGUUCUGGCUCUUCCUCGGGCAGCUCAGGCGGCUCCUCAACAAGACCAAACGGAGUGCCAUACUCCUUCUCCUCCUCCUCCAACGCAGGCGGUCGCACGCGCGACGGGUCGGGCACACCCAAGGCAUACGGCGGCAGAUACACGGGAGGUGCGGUGGUGCCGUACACAGCCGGUCGACGCUCGCCGACGCUGGGCGUUGCGCCGUUCUUCAUCGGUGCAGGUGCACUCGCCUUCUUCCCUGGCCUGUGGCUGUAUGGCGCUGUGUGGGCGUACCCCUACGGCAUCCCGUACCACUGGACCGACAACGACGGGCACAACCGCACCUCGAACGUGACGUGCCUGUGUCAACAAUACCAGGUCUGCGGCUGCGACCCCAGCGACAACUCGACGUUCCUGACCCAGGUCGUCACCAACGGCAGCACCACGCCCGUCGCUCCUGUCAACACCAGCACCGUCAGGACCGUCACCUUCGACAACGGCACCACCAGCACGUACAUCAACGGCAGCCUAGCGAACGGCACCACCGCCAGUGGAGGUACUGAUCCCAGCGACCCCUCCCAGGUCUCUGCCACCGUCCGGACGAUCGUCGAGUUGAGCGGCUAUUGGGUGAUGCUUGUUAUUGUGGGCUGGGGCAUGUGGAUGGCUGCCUAG